This is a messenger RNA of Gastrolobium bilobum, 1081 nucleotides long. RefSeq lists its product as uncharacterized. The coding region runs from base 124 to 876 and encodes 250 amino acids. The transcript is spliced from 8 exons. The record is from RefSeq and is a predicted model, not a curated record. Lineage: Eukaryota; Viridiplantae; Streptophyta; Magnoliopsida; Fabales; Fabaceae.
GGUUAGAGAGUUGCGAGUGGCAGUGACCUUUCCAAAUUGAUGAGAGAGAGAGAGAUUAGAUAAAACUCAUCUGUGACUGUAAUCUAAUUGUUCCUUUUUCAACUACCAAACAAACAGAGAUUAAUGGCAAAAACAAUCGUGUUGAGUAACAAAUGGUACGGACAGGGACAACACUGGCUCACACAUUCAUCCUCCACCACGCAGAAUUUCAUCCACCGGAAGAAAGUCGACAUCGUGGUGAAUUCCUCGGAUUCAAAUGCAAAGAGAGCAAAUUUAUUUGCUGCAAAAAAGGAGAGAGUUAAGCUGCCAAAAUAUGAUGAUGAUGAUGAUGAUCUUGGAGGAAAGAAAUAUCACAUCAGUGAAUUUCUGAGUCACCCAAGUGGAAUUGCAGCUGUGUUGAACACGAGCGCCUUGCAGUCAUUUCAAUCUCUUGAUGCUAACACAUACAGGUGUGCUCUGCCUAAACUUCGAUUUUUGAACUUUGAAGCUGCUCCGUUGCUGGAUCUGCGAGUUACCUCAACAAAUGAAGAUUGCUUGGUUGAGAUGAUUUCUUGUAAGUUUGAGGGUUCAGAAAUUGUGGAACAGCAAAACAACCACUUUUCAGCAUUCAUGGUAAAUCACAUGACAUGGGGUGGUGCUGAUGCUGAAUCAUUUUUAGAAGCUGAUGUAAAGUUGAAUCUCACACUUGAGAUCUCUGUUUUGCAGAUCUACACAAGCCCAUUUACCAUGAUGCCUAUUUCAGCUGUUGAGCGUCCUGGAAAUUUAAUGAUGCAAGCUUUGGUAGACAAGCUCGUGCCACUGCUACUUCAGCAGAUGCUACAAGAUUAUGAUGACUGGGUUCAAAAGCAACUGGACUCCCUAAAUCAGGAAUUCUAGUUACAGAAAAUUACAAAUUUUUUGGGUAGAGACAACAGAGAGGGAGGUAGAACUUUGAUGUUUAGAUGAAAAGAGGGAGAGGUGUAUAAAAAUGAAUAGUGAGAAUUGGAUUUCUACGAGGUCUAUGUUAAAAACUCUGUCCAUGUGAGAUUCCUCGUAAUAUUAUUCUUAUAAGUCAUAGAUUUAGUAAGGUGAUAUUAUAUCA